Molecule: messenger RNA, 2605 nt
Organism: Leopardus geoffroyi (Geoffroy's cat)
Lineage: Eukaryota; Metazoa; Chordata; Mammalia; Carnivora; Felidae
Gene: FBXW12
Product: F-box and WD repeat domain containing 12
Exons: 14
Coding region: 1092-2534 (480 amino acids)
Molecular function (GO): protein binding
Source: RefSeq, a predicted model, not a curated record
UCCUUCGGGCGUUCGGCCGGGCAGCCCUGCCGGGGGUCCUUACCGUGAAGCCGCGAGUGGAAGAGCCGGAAGUGGAGGCCAGGAUGGUGCGUGGCACAUGGUUGCUGCCCAGUACUUGUCUGAGGUACGUGAAGGGCGAAGAACUGGUGCUCCCGAUCGCGAGGGCAGAGGCAGCCAUUGAAAGUCUUGAGCGAUCCGUGGACACGAGAGAGCACAGCCAGUGUGGGGGUGGUGACGGAGGAUGCGUGGCUGGGUCCAGGUGUACAUAGGUCAUGAGAGAAACUAGUCGUAAGGGCCUUGAACAUGUCGCUAAGGAACUUGGGGUGCGGUGGGUUACCAAGGAGUCUGUUGAAGCAGUGCAGGGUCAGGAGAUGAGAACUGGGUGUAUUCUUGGUGAGUAGUCUCAUAUAUGGAGAGAGGACGGUGUGGCUGGUUGAGGAAGGGUGAUAACAUUUUUUCUUGGAGGGAGUCACUGAAUUAGAGCGAAAAUAAACCAUAACUGUCAUCAACUUAAAUAUACAUAUUUUUAACUGACUCUCCUGCCAAAUAUACAGGUGUUGCAUGCCUGGAGUGUUGGAAGGCAGAUCUUUGGUUUUGGGAGCUUGUUUCCACCAGACGUCUUUGGGAAAGUCCAUUCAUCACCUGUCUGGCUGGUGAAGGCACAUGUCCAUUUCUGCCUUUACAGGAUGAGAGUAAAUUUAACCAUGUGCUACUGACCAGACAUCAGGUUUUACUCUUAUUUUCAAAGUGUACCAGGUCCCAGUUUUGUUUUCUACGUUUUUUUAAGGUUUUAUUUAUUUAUUAUUUUUUCAAAGUAUAUUUUUCAGAGAGAGAAAGAGAGCACGUGCGCACAAGCCGAGGAGGAGCAGAGAGAGAGAGAGAGAGAGAGAGAUUGAGAAUCCCAAGCAGGCUCCUUGCUGAGCAGCUCAAACUCACAGACCAUGAGAUUACCACCUGAGCCAAAAUCAAGAGCUGCUUAACUGACUGAGCCACCCAGUUUGCCGCCUCACGGACCCAGUGAGAAUUGAGACCUCUGCUCUUCAAGAUACUGUCUUCAACUUCUGGAUGUGUCAGAUACACACUGAAAAAUCAUGUUCACAUUACAUCGAGAUUCACAAGAGUGGGAUGCUGCUUUAGAGAAAGGAAGGAGGGAAAGAAGGAAGACAGGGAGAAAAAGAGAAGGGAGAGGGAGGAAGAGGAAGAGGAUGAGGAUAAUGGUUUUCCAGGAAUGGAAUAGAGUUGCCGAGAACGAUCACCUGUGGAGAAACCUGUGUCUGAAGAAAUGGAGCUUCUGCAACUUCUCCAAGUGCCUGGGCUCACAGACGUGGAAACAAUUCUUCCUCAAACAAACAAAGCAGGAGUAUCAGAUGGCCUUGGUGCAACCAGAGGACUUUAUCUUCAAAGAAGCAACUGGGAACCUCGGAAUCAUAGGACCUAUGGCUUAUCUGUCAGGAAAUGGCCCCACAAUGGGUGGACGGGAGAAGUCCAUCAUUUGUACCGUGUCGUCCAAGCACAUGCUUUAUGCCUGGGAUGUGCAGGAGGGCACUAUGAUCUGGUCAAGCCCCGUCCAGCAGUCUAGUAUCACGCAUCUGGCGACCCUCCCUCAGAUGUAUCUCGCAUUCACUGUGGAUUUGGAGGGAACCGUCAAAGUGUGGAAUUGUCAGGAUCAGGAUGCCCUGGCCACUUUCCCCGUGUCUCAGGCCUGCUUUUCCUUGGAAGUCUGUCUCACAAAGGAUGGCCCAUUCCUGAUGGUCGGCAAUUCUGAAGGUGACAUCUACACACUGACAGUGCCUGAGCUCAGGGGUGUUUCUAAAGUCCACGCAUUUAAAUACACUGUUGACCUUCUGCACUGCUCUCCUGACAAGAAAUGGGUCUUUGCAUCUGGGACACAUCAGAACAUCUUGCCCAGGGUCUUUUUCACAGAGUGCUUACUGAAACCAUCGGAAGGCAAAAGCCCUCUGUCACUCUCUAUCCCAUUUUCGUCAUGCUGCAGAGCCUGCUGGGCCCCAAGGAGGACAAGCAGGAUAACAUUGAUGUACCGAAGAGGCUCUUCCAAAAAGACAGGAUUUACCACCUUUGACCUAAUGGCAGAGAGGACUGGGGGCAGAACAGUCAUCCAAGCCCAUCAGGUCGCGACUUUCCUGUUGCCAGUUCAUAUGGAGAGUCCGAUUUGGAUGGGAGCCAGUGAUGGAAAUAUGAUCGUCUUUGAGAGUGGGCCAUACCUGUUCCUCUUCACCAUCAGUGGGCACCAGCUGCAACGAUUUGAGGACCACCAGAGGACGAUCGGCAAUUUGUGGGCGGAUUCUCUGCAUGUCCUCACCACAUCUAUGGAUGACUCCCUGCAUGUGUACAUGUGGGAAGAGGAAGGCCGUUAUCCAUACAUCAAGAGCUGCUGUCACCUGGAACACAUAGGGAGUGACCUGACGCCCAGCUGCUACGUCUCCAAAGCAAUAUGUGAUAACAUGAGCAUAGUAUGUGUGGUGUCAAAAAAUCGUGAGUCCAGCAUUCUGGUGAUGUAUUCUUUGCAUACAUAAUAUGGAAACUAAUGGAAUAAUUAACCUUGCAUCAUCUCCCUCAAUGUAGUAAAGAGAAUUCUGUUUGCAAA